Messenger RNA from Colletotrichum orchidophilum, 399 nucleotides. RefSeq lists its product as uncharacterized. The record is from RefSeq and is a predicted model, not a curated record. NCBI's taxonomy places the organism in Eukaryota, Fungi, Ascomycota, Sordariomycetes, Glomerellales, Glomerellaceae. The transcript has a single exon. The coding region runs from base 1 to 399 and encodes 132 amino acids.
AUGGCACUCCCCCAUGCUUUCCCCAUUUACCCCACCAUUUUAGCAUGCACGAGUCGCCAAUACAGGUCCCCAGGAGUGCUCGGGUCCCGCACAUCUCCAACUUCCCUCUUCACCUCGCGUGCUUGUCCCAAAUGUCUCUUCGUUGUAGACGCCCUUCGGGUACCUCGCUGCAGCUCUGAAAAGCAACGUAGCUUCCUUCACCAAGACUUGCUAGUUGAGGCGGCUCCCUCUUGUCCACACCCUCAGCAACAACCCCAUCAACAGAGAGGAAGGAAUCCAUCCCUAGAUUGCCAGAUACAGAAAGACAUAUCGAGCCUUACUUGUCUCGGAAAAGGAUCAUCGUUGGACGGUGUUCUGGCCGGCCUGCAACUGAAUUCCAAUCCCAUUCCCUUUUCAUAG